Molecule: messenger RNA, 642 nt
Organism: Schistosoma margrebowiei
Lineage: Eukaryota; Metazoa; Platyhelminthes; Trematoda; Strigeidida; Schistosomatidae
Source: the annotation of a GenBank genome assembly
AUGACAGUCCAUGUUACGCAAUACUUGUCGUUCCCUUGGGAAUUCGUUACCUCACUGUUUUGGAAAAGAUAUCCUAAUCCUCAUGCAAAGCACGUCUUGUCCGAGGAUGUUUUGGAAAGAUAUCUCUUAUCAGAUGGAACGUUAUACACUAAACGGCUGUUAACUAAGAAAAUAUCAAAGAGGAUACCAUUUUGGUUGCUCAAGUUUUUUCCCAAAGGUCAAGUGUCGGUUGUUGAAGAGUCCAUUAUCGACGUUAAUCGUCAACGUGUCGAUGUUGUCUCCAAAAAUUUCGGUAUUUAUAAAAAGUACCUGCUUGUAGGAGAGUACUGCUCGUUGGUACCAUCAGACGAUUAUUCCGUAACAAAAAUUUCACGCAUACUUUCACUUGAAUCCAAUCUAAAAGGUAUUUUACGUUCAGCUCUCAUGAAAACAUCUCAAACCUACUAUAAUUCCUCAUAUAAGGAUACUUAUUUGGGUUAUAUGUAUCUUUGUAAUACGUAUAGUAACAUAUACAGUUCGAAAGAACGACAGUCACCAACAAAUGAUGUACCUAAAAGUUCUGUCAGAACGUUUAGUACAAAUGAAACACAAGAAUACACUUCGUCGAAACUACCGCGAGUAGUCAUGGCAGAUUCCGGAUAA